Messenger RNA from Paralichthys olivaceus (Japanese flounder), 2727 nucleotides. RefSeq lists its product as uncharacterized. The record is from RefSeq and is a predicted model, not a curated record. NCBI's taxonomy places the organism in Eukaryota, Metazoa, Chordata, Actinopteri, Pleuronectiformes, Paralichthyidae.
AGAACUGAUACCGAGCAGCAGCACACUAACAAAGGAUGAUGAGGAUGUCAGGCAGAGUCAUGAGUUGCUGUGCAGCUCUGUUCCUUGCACUGGCCUCAGUAUCAGCUGUACAAAAACUCAAGUCAAUUAAUGAUUUGAAGAAAAUCAACUUCGGCCAAUCUGUGCCCAAACACACUCUUUUGUUGCUCCACUGGUUUGCCAACGUAGUUGAUAUCAACAAUAACAACAUCAUUCGCUUGACUUUCGAUCCAGACGAUGAAGAUUACGGCUCGCAUCAUUAUGGCAAUUAUGAGCAGCUGCUAGACCCACUGCCUCACGGUUACCAGUACUACACUGUUGGCAAUCUCUAUGAACACAGACAUGAACAACUUCCAGACUACGUAGUCAAUCCCCAGGCAGAGUAUGCAGGAAGAAACAUGGACCGCAUCAUAUUCAGAGUCAGGCAACAGAACAGAGGAAGAUCUAUGCAGACAGAUCAAGUGUACAUCACACAGCACUAUGAGACCUUCGAACAACAGGGGACAAGGUAUGACCCAGAUCAUACGUACCAAGUCACUACCAACCUUCUAAGACAGAUCAGAGAGUUUUCUGAGGGAACAAACCAGAACACACUGUGGGAUCUCAGAGAUCGCUACGGAAGUAACGCUGAUGAUUCCCAGUUAAGGCACAUCAGAAACACAUGGGGUACUCUGGCUUGUCUUGGCCUGCUGUUGUUUAUUGUUAUCCAGGAAAAGCACUCCUCUUACCAACAAAAGAAAAGCACUCAGCCUCCAGCGAGAAGAAAGACACAACCUGAUUUUGUUGUCAACAUGCCAGAAAACCCAUCCCGGACACAUCCCAGACAAAAUAAUUUUUUAAGACAUCUACCUGAACAGAGGGAUGAGACUCAACUUACAGUGAAGACAGGCAACAAUGGAAAAGCCAGGAUUCAUUGGAAGAAUGUUACUAGAGAUCGUCUAAACAAUGGAGUGAUGGUAGUGCUUUUCAAAAACAAUGAGGACCAGGAAGCAAGCAGCACUUAUAAGUGCAUUGAGGACAGUCAUUCAGGCAGUUGGGACACCUCAGUGCCGCUAAAUGAAGGUCUCCAGGCUCGACUACAUAAGGUGAGGAGACAGUACUGCUUCUGGAGAGUGGUGGGAGAGGAGAUAUGCAGAGGUCCUGAGUUUAAGGAUGACAGAAAAGACACAGCAGUCGAUAUAACUGGUUACAAUGCAAAACUCCAGCUCUUUGUAAAAGAUGGCAAGGCGUGUGCUCGCUUAUUUGUUAGGAAGAACUUUGGUAAUUGGAAGUUGGAAUUUGACAAUUCUUGGGUUGGGUUCUAUGCCUCUGCAAAUAAAGGCACAAAUCAGUAUGAAUGGCGACAGUGGCAGUGGGCAACUAAAUUCAGACCUAACGCUGAUGUUGAGGACUACUUUUAUGAUGUGUACGAGUAUCACUCAGGUAUGGCAAUUGCCCCUGGAGUCCAAGCACGAUUCAUAGACUGGGGAAAGGAAGUUAAAGCACGCACUCCAAGCUGGAGGUGAUGAAGAUGACUGGAGAUGCACUGCGGACAAUGUGGAAGUGGAUGGAAAAUCAACCCUGCCUUCUGCACAUAUUGUUUAUUUUGAUCAGUCUGAUGUUUAUGUCUAUUCAAAAUGCUGUUCUGUUAUACGAUUUAUUUUUCCUUCGUAAGUUUAAUUUCAGUGAGUAUUGGAUGUGUCAAUUUCGUUAACAUUGAAACAUAUUUGUGAUGAAACAACAAAUACUCUGAAAUCAACCAUUUUAAAAUGUGUCAAAAAGGGCAGACAGUCCUCAGGAUUUUGUUGCACAAGUUCCCAUUUUUCGCUUCCUGAUUCAAAUGAUUGUGAUAACUGGACUUUGCGUAUCAGCUGAUACCAAGUACUCAUCCUAACCAGUGCAUUCUUUUUUUAAUUACACCUUGUAAAGUAUUUUAACAGCUGUAUGCUACUAACCAUGUAUGGAUGUGAAGAUUGCCAUCAAUGUUGUAUGGGCUGACUUCAAUUAAACCCUAUGGAAAACACAAACAUACAGAGAAGAAUGCUCUUCCGAUCUAGUUUGACAAUCAUAACUGAAAAAGAACAAAAAUAAAUACAGACAAGUUGUUGUGUGCCACCACAUGAAACCGAGGUCUUUAUACAGUUCAUGAGACAGUUUUUGUUCAAAUUUUAGCUAGCUCUGUAUAAUGUAUAACAGGAAAUAACUUCUUCCUCAAAGCUACGGCAGUACACCGAUGCUGGUAUCAAUAUCAGAACAUCUGUUGUUUGCUUGGGCUGAAAAGCCUCGGUCUGCUGUAAAUAGCUUUUGAAUGGAUCUCACCAGUCGGAAUUUAUUACCACACAAAAUAUUAAAACAACAGCAGUUUCAUCAGAACAAGAAGUAAAGUCUGAGUGGUUGUAGUUCACUUAAACCACAUAUGGACAUUAUGAGCUGCUUGGUUGUACCUAAAAACCUGAAAUGAUUUAAUAACAGUGCAGGUCUUCUCUGAAAUGUCUGUAAAUCCUAAUGCUUUGCUCUGGCAUGGUCAUAAAGUUCCAGGCUUUAUUCAUGCAACAAUGUCAUGCUCCGGCAUGCCUAAUCUAAAAGUAGUGACUCACUGUUGCUUCAUCCUGUGUCUCGUAUGGAUGAAGAGAAAGCACAUAGCUCUGAUGGAUAAAUGAAACAGACAGUGAAAGAAACUAUGAUCUGCUCUGAUAAUGUACAGCUUUUAGAAACUCGAUUUUAUUCCAA